Molecule: messenger RNA, 2100 nt
Organism: Eptesicus fuscus (big brown bat)
Lineage: Eukaryota; Metazoa; Chordata; Mammalia; Chiroptera; Vespertilionidae
Gene: ABHD3
Product: abhydrolase domain containing 3, phospholipase
Exons: 9
Coding region: 196-1416 (406 amino acids)
Biological process (GO): phosphatidylcholine metabolic process; medium-chain fatty acid catabolic process; medium-chain fatty acid biosynthetic process
Molecular function (GO): A2-type glycerophospholipase activity; monoacylglycerol lipase activity; glycerophospholipid phospholipase A1 activity
Source: RefSeq, a predicted model, not a curated record
AGCCGGCGGCAUCUGGCGGGCAGGGCUGCACCUCCCGGGGCCGCCCGGCCGAGCCGCUCGGCGGAAGCCGCACUCUGCCCGGCAGGCGACGCUCUGCUCCAGGGUCCUCCGCGCGCCGCGCCCGCUCGCCCGCCGGCUGGCCUCCCGCCGCAGGACCCGCGCGCGGCGCUCCCCGGGGCCGUGCCCCGCCGAGCCAUGGACCUGCGGAUGCUCUCCCGGGAGCUGUCCCUUUACCUGGAGCACCAAGUCCGGGUUGGGUUCUUCGGUUCGGGAGUGGGCUUAUCCCUGAUCCUGGGCUUCAGCGUCGCUUACGCCUGCUACUACCUGAGCAGCAUUGCCAAGAAGCCGCGGUUGGUGGCGGGGGGUGAGAGCUUCAGCCGCUUCCUCCGGGACCACUGUCCCGUGGUGACAGAAACGUACUACCCGACGGUCUGGUGCUGGGAGAGCAGAGGGCAGACACUGCUGAGACCUUUCAUCGCCUCCAAGCCCCCCGUGCGCUACAGGAAUGAAUGUAUUAAAACUGCAGAUGGAGGACAGAUUUUACUGGACUGGUUUGAUAAUGAUAACAGUAAGAGUUAUAUGGAUGCCAGCACCAGACCUACUAUCUUACUGUUGCCUGGCCUCACUGGAACAAGCAAGGAGUCGUAUAUCCUUCAUAUGAUCCAUCUUAGUGAAGAACUAGGAUACAGAUGUGUGGUUUUUAACAACAGAGGAAUGGCGGGGGAGGAUCUCUUGACGCCAAGGACUUACUGUUGCGCUAACACUGAAGAUCUGGAGACAGUUAUUCACCACGUACACAGUCUGUACCCCUCUGCUGCUUUCCUGGCAGCAGGGGUUUCAAUGGGAGGAAUGCUGCUUUUAAAUUACCUGGGCAAAAUGGGGACAAAAACUCCUUUGAAGGCAGCUGCAACCUUUUCAGUUGGUUGGAAUACUUUUGCUUGUUCGGAGUCAUUGGAGAAACCACUGAACUGGCUGCUUUUUAAUUACUAUUUGACAACUUGCCUCCAGUCUUCAGUUAAUAAGCACCGGCAUAUGUUUGUAAAACAGAUUGACAUGGAUCAUGUCAUGAAGGCUAAAUCCAUUAGAGAAUUUGAUAAACGAUUUACUGCAGUCAUGUUUGGAUACCAAACAAUUGAUGAUUAUUAUACUGAUGCCAGUCCAAAUCGUAGACUGAAAUCAGUAGGGAUUCCAGUGUUGUGUCUGAAUUCUGUGGAUGACGUUUUUUCACCCAGUCAUGCUAUUCCAAUAGAAACUGCUAAGCAAAAUCCUAAUGUUGCUUUGGUCCUUACUUCUUAUGGAGGCCAUAUUGGUUUUCUGGAGGGCAUCUGGCCAAGGCAGUCCACUUAUAUGGAUCGAGUCUUCAAGCAGUUUGUGCAGGCCAUGGUUGAGCACGGACAUGAACUCUCUAACAUGUAGUUUUUCAGGUGCGUUUUGUCUGAACCACCAUAGAAAGCAGCUCAGCUUACUGCGCACAAAUCUUAACUACUGUAUAUAAAGCAAAUAAGCCAGCUGGUGGUGAAGAGGUCCAUAAUGACAUGCAAAAACUAUUUUGGGGGGAAAUAAAACAACUAUGUAGCAAAAAAUAAAAUGCAGAUUUAGAUUGUAAUUUAUGUAGGUUUUUAUUUUUACUAUGCCUUACCAAGUAUGACCUUAAAUAAAGUAGUACAAACAUGCAAUUGCACUUAACCAAAACUAUUGUGUAAAAAUAUUUUAAUUCCUCAGGGUUUUAAUUUAGGCUAGUAUGUUUUAGUUUACUCAUUUUACAUGAUUUAAUGGUACUUGAAUAACUACCAGAGAUUAUUGGUAAGAGAUUUUGGCUAUUUGAAUGUAAGUUAUAAGUUGGCACAUUCCUAAGGGUAUUUAUAUGAUAAUGACAUAACAACCGAAAUAAGAUAAAAUACAAUAUAUGCUAAAUAUUUUAUGUGUUCUAACUUUAAAAGGCAAAUGCAACUAUAUUAGACUGACUUCUAUACAUGCUCUUUUACUCUGAUAAUAUUAAAUUAAGGCUGACUUAUUUAUAAUAAUUAUAGUUUACAUGCUUAUUUUUAAAAUAGCAUAUAUGCAUAUAUAUAUAUCUCAUUAUAUUAAAAUAAAUUAUAU